UCGGAAUCAAGAUCGAGCAUGCAAUAAAGAGGAUAUCCGCCCACUCCCGCCCACUAGUCCAAUCCGAGUCUACUCUCCCACACUACGCAUCGUACUCGGACCACCAACCUCCCCGAUCACAAUCGAGCCACUGCAUCGACUAUAUACCCACUACAAGCAACAACAAUACCGGCACAGACCCGAUCGCACGAUCGCAUCACCACCACACCUAACUUUCAUAUCACUACCUCCCAACCAACAACCCCCCCACAGAACAAUAAAUCAAAAUGGGCACCCUCAGCACCUCAGCAAUCAUCGUCAUCGUGAUUGUCGCCUGCUUGGCCCUCGUCUCCUUGGGCGCCGCCCUCUUCAAAACCUACGGCGUCGGACCCGGCGAGAAAGAACGGCCGUAUAACUUCUCCCGCGAGCAGGAAUCCUACAUGCGCUCCGUGCGCUUAAAGAAUCUGGGCUUCUUCCAGCGCGAGUCCAUGAUGGGCUACCCCGGAGGUGGCGGCGGUGGGAGCGGGAAGGGUCUUGCGCCGCCUGUUGUGCGUGAUGUUGAGUCUGGAUAUUCGGAGAAUGAGUCGUCGCAUUACUAGGAUCCGUACGUACCCUCGGGUUUGCGGAUUCGGUCGCUACGCUACGCUGCUAAAAGCGAUUUGUGGAGCGUUUGAAUAUAUGUAUGAAUUGAUGAUUACGGGGUUUUUCCUUUUCCUUUCUUUCUUUUUUUUUUCGCUGUCUAUGCUUGCUUCGGGUGUUUAUAUCUUUCCCUUUAUCAUACCCCACGGGUUGUGAUGUCGAUUUUGAUGGGUUUGUUGUCUUUUUUUUCCCUUUUCCAGCGGUGCUGGGUUGGGCGUUCUUCACGUGUGUAUAUGCUUUCUAGAUUAUACCUGUCUAUCUCUUCUUUUCUUCAUCCCA
This is a messenger RNA of Aspergillus homomorphus CBS 101889, 897 nucleotides long. RefSeq lists its product as uncharacterized. The record is from RefSeq and is a predicted model, not a curated record. The transcript has 2 exons. NCBI's taxonomy places the organism in Eukaryota, Fungi, Ascomycota, Eurotiomycetes, Eurotiales, Aspergillaceae. Bases 267 to 578 code for a protein of 103 amino acids.